Messenger RNA from Cucurbitaria berberidis CBS 394.84, 1482 nucleotides. Its product is annotated as MFS transporter. The record is from RefSeq and is a predicted model, not a curated record. The transcript is spliced from 7 exons. Bases 1 to 1482 code for a protein of 493 amino acids. Gene Ontology annotation, biological process: transmembrane transport. Lineage: Eukaryota; Fungi; Ascomycota; Dothideomycetes; Pleosporales; Cucurbitariaceae. Gene Ontology annotation, cellular component: membrane. Gene Ontology annotation, molecular function: transmembrane transporter activity.
AUGGCAUCGGAAGUACCCCCAGAGAAGCAUGCAGCGCCAGCCGCGUCGAACACAUCUGAUUCGGACGUCGAAGUCGUUCCUGGCUCCAUCAACGAGAAGAAGUUGCUUCGUAGGCUGGAUUUGAGACUACUUCCCGCGGUAUCGAUAUUGUACCUUUUGUCGUUCCUGGAUCGCAGCAAUGUCGCCAACGCGCGUAUCGAGGGACUCACUACGGACCUACACAUGACCGGUAACCAAUAUCUCACCGGUCUUACGCUCUACUUCAUCGGCUAUGUCCUCUUCGAACUCCCAUGCAACAUCAUCCUCAAACGGACGUCGCCCAAAUUUUGGCUUCCUACUUUAACGCUUGCAUGGGGAAUUGUUGCUACAUUGAUGGGUGUAACGAAGAAUCUUGCCGGCUUCUUUGUCGUUCGGUUUUUUCUCGGAGUAACAGAAUCUGGACUCUUUCCUGGUGUAGUGUACUACCUGUCCAUGUGGUACAAGAGAAAUGAACGCCAGUACCGCAUCUCGCUCUUCUUCAGCUGCGCCUCCCUCGCAGGAGCUUUUGGUGGCAUUCUAGCCUGGGGUAUCGCGCAUAUGCGCAACGUCGGAGGGUAUUCGGGCUGGAGAUGGAUCUUCAUCUUGGAAGGUCUACUCACUAUUAUAAUUGCUAUCGUUGCGUACUGGUUCAUCUCCAAUUAUCCCGAUACAGUCAGUUGGUUGUCCAAAGAUGAAAGGGCGUUUAUCCAGGCUCGCUUGAAAGCCGACAGUGAUGCAACGAAUGAAGAAGAGUUCCGAUGGGGCGAUGUCUGGUUCGCGUGCAAAGAUAUCAAGGUGUGGCUGUAUGGCUUGGGCUUCCACACUAUGAGUUUGCCACUGUAUACGCUAUCUCUCUUCCUGCCUACCAUCAUCAGAGAUAUGGGCUAUACAUCUGCGCAAUCACAACUGCUCACCAUUCCUCCAUACGCAGUGGCGACAAUAUUCACCAUCUUUUGGGCAAUCCUAUCUGAACGCUACGCGCGCCGGGCGCUUUUCAUAACCAUCACCUCCAGUGUUGCCAUUGUCGGGUAUAUCAUCCUACUAGCCAAUAAGAAUCCAAAGGCGCGCCCAGGCGUCUCCUACGUGGGCGUCUUCUUCGCAGCCAUCGGCAUCUACCCUUCCGUCGCCCUAGUCCUUUCCUGGCCCGCUAUCAACGUUUCCGGCCAAACGAAGCGCGCAACAGCCAAUGCGAUGCAGAUUUCGAUUGGCAACCUAGGAGCUGUUCUCGGUACGCAGCUGUACCGACCCAUAACAGCACCAAGAUAUGUUUUAGGGCAUUCGUUUGCGUUGGGGUAUUUGUGCCUGAACAUCGUGGUGGUCACUACGCUAUGGUACUUCUUGGACAAAGAAAACCGCGAAAAGCAGAAGUAUCUUGUGGAGCAUCCAGAAACGAGGGGAUUCCAUGAUAGUGAUGAGGAUUUGAAGCUGGGGGAUCGGCAUCCAAGGUGGACGUUCCAGGCUUAA